AAAGCAUCGAAGACCAUAGUAUACAGAAGUGUCUCCGCCAUGGCCUCCCUUGCAUAUACAACGUCCAUGUCGUCAACUCAACUACAGCGCGGCUGAUGGAGUUUGACGCGGCCGCGGCCGACGGUCGCACAUUGUUCUUAAACGCACAGUUCCGCUUCUUUCCACCCAGUCGACACUCUGGAGGCUAUCUCGAAGCUGAAACAAACUGAAAUCAUGGAGAUUCUCUUCCCCACCAUUGGGAUCUUUGUGCCUCUUUUAGAGCCGUUGAGGGAGGAGAUCGAACUUGCCCGGAAGACAUUCCAGUACGGAGGGACGAGAAGACAUCAGCUGGACAUCUACUCUCCGGCGGACACAAGCCAGAAACACCCAGUCCUCUUCAUCGUCUACGGGGGAGGGUUCGUGCAAGGAGAUCGUACGCUCCCGUCCCCCGCCGACACGUCUUACGGGAACGUCGGGGUCUACUUUGCCAAACGCGGCUACGUCACCGUGAUCGCCGACUACCGCCUGGCGCCGGCGACGACCUACCCGGGGCCCGCUGAGGAUCUGCGCGACGCUCUUCAGUGGGUGACCAGCCACCCGGAUGAAAUGGGGCCCGGGGCGGACCUGGAUAAAGUCUUCUUCCUGGGUUUCUCCGCCGGCGCGGCCCACACUCUGACGCUGCUUUUCACGCCCUCCAUCAUCGGUGGACUGCUCUCCAAGAUCAAGGGUGCCGUCAUUGCAUCCGCACCGUAUCACUUUGACCGGGGUAUGGGCACCGCCCCGAUGUAUUACGGCUCGGAGGACAAGGCCAGACAGUUCUCGCCGCUCGCCCUACUUUCGGGAGCAUCGGACGAGACGAUCAAGUCCCUCCCGUCUCUUCUAAUGCUGCGUAGCGAACGCGAUCCACAGGGGCUCAUCAUUGUAGGCGAUGAAUACGCGGCUGCCGUGAAGUCUAGGGGGAUCCAAGCACCAUACAUCACGGCCGCAGGCCACAACCACAUCAGCAUCACAUUCGCUCUGGGCACGGGACAGGGCGAGCAAUGGGCUGAGGAGACGAUUGCUUGGAUGGCCAAGCUGUAGUGCCAACGUGAAUCUAGUCGACUUGACCGAAUUAACACCUUUGACCUGCACUUCUUUCACCGAUUGUCAGGCUACUAUUGAUGCCAACGCUACGGGAAAAGCACAAUGCAACGGGAAAUGGCUGAUCUCUCCUUCCCUCCUUCGAAUUUGCCCCCGGUAUCCUCCGGAAUUUGUAGCUAGCAUUUGAAAACCCUUAAGUACCAAAUACUGCAUUUAUACAUGAGCGGGAACCAUA
Messenger RNA from Mycena citricolor, 1294 nucleotides. The record is from the annotation of a GenBank genome assembly. Lineage: Eukaryota; Fungi; Basidiomycota; Agaricomycetes; Agaricales; Mycenaceae.